Fundulus heteroclitus (mummichog) is the source of this 5006-nucleotide messenger RNA. Its product is annotated as probable global transcription activator SNF2L2. The record is from RefSeq and is a predicted model, not a curated record. NCBI's taxonomy places the organism in Eukaryota, Metazoa, Chordata, Actinopteri, Cyprinodontiformes, Fundulidae. Gene Ontology annotation, cellular component: RSC-type complex. Bases 3082 to 3753 code for a protein of 223 amino acids. The transcript is spliced from 6 exons. Gene Ontology annotation, molecular function: protein binding. Gene Ontology annotation, biological process: chromatin remodeling.
CUCAUGCAAUAGCUGCUUGAACUUCCAGCCUGCUUAUAUAAACUGCAGGUUGGGAUUGCUGCAGACUGCACCUUUAACAUGUCUGGAGGCAACUUCAACCUGCAAAAUGGGGCGGAACAUUUAAUAAGACUAAACUCAUAAAUGGGUCUGAUAUUCAAACAGCAUGAUAGAAGGCACAUGCACAUAUACACACAAAAAAGAAAAAGACAAAGGAAAAAAAAAAACAUCUGGCAAAACAUCAAGAGGGAGACAAGCGUGGGGCCCUGUCACAAUCAAGAAAGGAAAACACUCCGGAGAGCUGCAGGAAGAAGAUGGUGAUCAGCUGAUGAAGAGACUAGCAGCACGCCGCUAUGCUGCUUUGCUAAUUCUCUCCCCCACAGCUGCAGCCGACCCUGGUAGCCAGCCUGCAGACUGCACUCAGGUAAAUAUCCUCCUCCAUGUCUUUCUGUCUCCUCGGGCUCCGGAUUCAGCCAGGCUACAUCGCAUGGGAAGGGAGGAAGAGAUGGAUAUUUAAAAAAAAAAAAAGUGUGUGCGUGUGUGUGUGUGUGUGUGUGUGUGAGAGAGAGAGAGAGAGUGUGAGAGAGAGAGCCUGAGAAAGAGAGCUGGUGUCUGGGUUUAUAUUCCUGCCUGCGUGCGCGCCUAUGUGAGUGUGAGUAAAUGUGUGUGUGUGUGUGUGUGUGUGAGUGUGUGUGUGUGUGUGUGUGUGUCAGGGCAGGGAGAGAGGGAGUGUGUAGGUGUGUAACAGAUGAGAGGGGAAUCUUUGCCAGAUUAUUCAGGGAAGAGGCAGGCUUGUUAGGAGAUGGCACACGCAUGGAGCACCACAUGCACACUCACACAUGCACAGUCAUUCAGGCGGCUCUCAGCUGGGCUUGUGCAUCUUUGAGGAUUACCCCCCCCCCCCCCCCCCCCCCUAUCCCCUCCAGUAUGCUGCUGGAGCGACUGCAGCCCCCCUCUCAGAGAGAGAGAGGGAUAGAGAGAGAGAAGCGGGGCUUUCAAAGCCUUGUGUCUGAGCCGAGCCGACCGAUGAUGAGCAGGAUUUGAGAUUGUCGCAUCUCUUGUGCUGCUGUCACCUCUAACUCACUUCCCUGACAUGUCUCUGCGCUGCUUUGGUGUCUCGGCGAUUGUUGAUUUUCUGCAUCCCUCCUUCUGACUGAUGCGCGCGCAAAGAAAUCCCGCGCGCCAGCUCGAUUCCAACCCCUGUCCUUGAGAAACACGCCGCCACAUGUGCAUGCUUUAUUUGAAAGCAGAUGUGUGAUCCUGGCUGAUUGAUGCGUCAGUAUUCUGUUUGGAUUAGACUGCAUGCCUUCGCUCUCUCCCCCCUCCCCUGUCUUCGCCAGGCUGCUGCUGCUGCAAGAGCUGCUGUUGUUGCACAGAUACUCUUGUUUCUGGCAUCAAGUUGCCUUUGUUGGAAAAACAGUGGUUGCGGCAGAUAUCGAUGAGGCAGGAUGCAGCCACACACUGUAAUUUACAUUUUUUUUUUUUGCCCCUCUGCAGAGAGCAUACCAGCAGAAUACCAGCGAUCAUUCUUUAUUGUCUUGUGGCUUGUUAGAAUCUACUGGCCGAGCUUUUCCCCCCAUUUAUUCGCAUUGCAUGUUGAAUAUUAAUAAUUUGGCAUCGAAUCCUCUAGACUAAAUAAUGUGUCCUAAUUUGCAGAAGAGGCACAGCAGUUGGGUCACUGCGCUCCCUGCGAAUUUAGAAAGGAAUGUGAUGAAUAAAUAAUGUUUCAUUUCCAUAUCUAAACGUUUGGGCCGAUUAAAGAUUUUUGUGGCCAAUUUCAUGUCUCUGAUUUUGUAAAACUCUUACCCACAAAUGAAUGUAGUCAGUACAAUUUCUCUUUGACUGACAACAUUUCUGGAUAAUCCGACAAUGUAAAUAUAUUCCCUGAAUGUGUACGGUAAAAGAAAACGAACAGGCUCCGGAAAAAAUAGCUUGGGAUUACACCGCUGUCUCGCUGAAAUCCUCCAAACUAUGAUUGGACAUAUGUAUCUGUAAAAAUAAACUCAAAUGUAAAGAAUUAUUGCAUUUGUCCUUUACUCAUUCAUAAAGUGGAUUAUGGGCCACUAACUGUUUUAUCUGAGUUCAUAUCUGACAUUAAUUAUUUAUAUAAUGACCAGAGGUGUUUUUACACGGUGUUUAAAGAGAAGAGUUAUUCUUACACAGCUCUGCAGUAAACAAGAUAUUGCUAUUAUUUUAAAACAAAGGGAAAAGUAAUAGUUAAGUAGAUAUAUUUAAACAGUCUUCGGUACCUUUUGUUAGUAAUUGGCACAAUUAGCUUGGCUAGCAUUACGGACCAUUAACGGUCUCCAUGUGUAUUCCCUGUGGAGUGAGUAGACUCUAUCUUAACUGUGAGGUUCUUAAAAGGCUACCAACGUUCCCGAUCCCAGCAUGCUCCAGGAGGUUGAAAAAAGGCUCAAAAGGAUAAAACAGAGCCACUUAGCUGGAAUAGAUCUACCUUUUCUGCAAUCUGCUAACGCCUUGUGUCCUUUAUUCACGCAGCUUCCGUCCUAAAAGCUGCUAACAACUUCUUUUUUUUUUUUUGCCUAACUUUUAAACAGCUCACAGAUAUUAAAAAUAGUCAGCUGGAUCUUAACACCUCUCAGUAAACCAGCUUUCACACUAAUGGGUGUGGUUGUCAGCAUGUAAUGUUAGUGCUUAGGUACGGUGUGAUCACUGAUUAGGAACAAAAAUCACAUAUGUAGUUUCUAUCCUUCAAAUCCUAGCUCAGCUGAUCAGCAGAAACUCUGCCAAUUCUAUUUGUCUCCAGUCAUCAUCCGUUGGUGCCUCUCUACGUUAUUGUCAAAUAAGAUCCAGCUUGGAAUUAAACACAGGCUCUUAUUUCUUUCGUUUUGUGUUUUGUUACGUUUAGACAUAACAUAAUGGCUUGCUGUCUGUUGUAGGUAUUAGUCUUUUGAAGCAAGAUGUGUCUAGUUUAAAAUAAUAUAAUAUGAGCAGGAAAGACUGGAUAUUUUCUACAUCCACCUUACUUGAACCCUGUGCAUCUGUUUGAGUUUACUAGGUUCCCCCACCCGCUGCUCCCUCUUCCUCCAGCCUGAGGCAGCAAAGAGCAGCUCCCUGGAGGACAUGGAAGAAGACAUCAGCCUGAAGAAGCGCAAAGGUGAUCACCAUGGAGAGAAAGGGCUGCAGGCGGGCCAAGAACCCGGCGAAAAGGUCAAAAGGAAGCGGGGACGCCCACCCGCUGAGAAACUGCCUCCAAAUCCUCCUGAACUCACCAGAACGCUGAACACUCUGGUGGAUAUGGUCAUCAACUACAAGGACGGGCUGGGGCGACAGAUCAGUAAAGGUUUUGUGCAGCUUCCCUCUAAGAAAGAAGUACCAGAGUAUUACGAGCUCAUCCGAAAGCCCGUGGAUUUUAGGAGGAUCCGGGAACGUGUCCGUAAUCACAAGUACAGAAGUGUCGGGGAUUUGGAAAAGGAUAUCUUCCUUUUGUGUCACAACGCCCAGACUUAUAACCUGGAGGGAUCUCAGAUCUACGAGGAUUCGAUUGUCAUCAAAUCUGUUUUUGAGAGCGCGAGGCAGAGAAUUGUCGCAGACGACGAACAAAAGGAGACUGUUAGUGCCAGUCGUGGCGAUAAUGGCAGAGGAGCUGAAGACCAAUUCGUUCAAUCAGUGACUCCAUUACCAAUCCAGAUAAAGAAGGAGGACAGAAGCAUAACUACAAUGGCCAAGAGGCUCCACAGUGAUUUAGACAGUGAUGAGGAUCCAGAGGACAACAACACAAAAGAUCAGGGUUGAAAGGAAAUACCCUCCUUUUUUGUAUUCUUCUUCAUGCCUCUCUUCUCUGCCAUAUCUUUUUAUUUUAUUCAAAGGUCUUAAAAAAAAAAAAAAAGUGGAGGAACCAAGACUAGCACUUACCAAGCUAUGCUUUCAUUUUCUUUCAGAUGACUCACACGUUUCAAACACAUGUUGCUGCACAAAGUGCUGUCUCUUUCUUUUUAUCUAUUCUCUUCCAACAAGCAUUCACAUUUUAUCUGCUUUAGUCCCUGUGAUUGCUUUUGCAGUUUAUAUGUAAAAGACCGAUUUCAAUGACUGUUUCUAAUCAGGAUGUUUGAUUGUGUGAAGUGUCUUCAUUGUGUAUUUGGAGCAUGAUAUUUAAUCUGGCUCCUCCAGAGGAGCCCCAGCUGUUGGUGUGUUCAGGUUUACAGAAUUGAAGCACACAGCAAAGACUUUUUAAAAAUAAAAUUGUAACAAAUCAAUAAAGUACAUUUGUGUAAAAUAUAGGGAUUUUUUAAGAUAAUGUAUCUUUAAUAAUAAUAAUAAUAAUAAUAAUGUAAAAGGUAAAACAUUGUGGUAAUAUAAAUUCAGACCUAGAGAUGCACCGGUUACAAUUUUUUUGGCCAAUUCCUGGACUCUGGUUCUGGGAAAAAAUUGUCCUACCUAUAAGUAGGUACAAGAUCACCAUCUAAAUUGUUUUUUCAAGAUCUCCUGUCAUAAAACAUCAUUGGUUAUUAAUAUGAGGACCAGAGACAAUGCCAUGCCAUGUGUGUGAAAAAGAUAGCCGAAAAAGCUUUGAAUAUUAGCCUUAAACAUGAUUAUCUUUCAAAAUGAUUCCUUAGAUAAUCUAGAUCCUUGCGUUGAUACAGAGAUCUCCAAAAAGCUGCAAAAAAAAUCAAAUCCAGCAUGUUCCAUGACAGAGAGAAGGUAAAAUCUUAAAAGGAUAACACAGAGCAACUUUGUUGUACUGCUUUAGCCUUCCUGUUCUCAAACUGAAGUAACGUUCUCUCUUCUUCUCCUGCGACCUGAAUGACCCACAAAGUAAUUUCUGCGUGUCAUAGAAAAUACCCUUUUGUGUUAAAUAGUUAGUUCUGUAUCAUUUUUGGACACAUCAAAGGUACUUUAAAUUAUCUACUAGAAAAUAUAAAUAACCUUUAGUCAUUAGUUGGUAAAAAAAAAAAAAAAAACGUCCGUACCAAAAGGCGGAUUAACAGAGUGGGUCUGUUGUGCUUUUAGGUAUGGUGUGUUCACGGAUCGCAAAAAAGAAAAAAAAA